This is a messenger RNA of Musa acuminata AAA Group (dessert banana), 2074 nucleotides long. RefSeq names its product protein WVD2-like 1. The record is from RefSeq and is a predicted model, not a curated record. Gene Ontology annotation, biological process: microtubule cytoskeleton organization. The coding region runs from base 737 to 1798 and encodes 353 amino acids. The transcript has 7 exons. Lineage: Eukaryota; Viridiplantae; Streptophyta; Magnoliopsida; Zingiberales; Musaceae. Gene Ontology annotation, molecular function: microtubule binding.
GAGGAUCCCGUGACCGGACGAAGAUCGAGGUGGGACCCACCGGUGCUGGGGGCGGUCGAAUGGACGGGCUCGUUGGGUCCUGCCGGUGGGGCCCGAAGACUGGAACGGGCGGGUUAGUUCCGAGGACGUGAGGAGCGCGUCGCUUUCCCACCAAUCCUCGUUUGCUGUGGCGUUGCGUGUGUGGAAGGCGCCACUGUUUUAUUUCGAGAAAUACUCGACGGGGGGUCCGUGGGAGACUGACCCGUCCAGUGACGUGGCCACUUAAGUUCCUUGGAUCAUCUUCGGUCGUUGGUACCGAAAGCAGCGGUUGAGAUCUUCCUUUGAGCACCCUGCGGGGAGACGAUUCCUCGAGGGGCACGAAUCAGGGUAUUUCGGGUAAAUAGGGAAGAGGGUUCAGACUCGGGAUCCCGUCACCGGCUGGUGAGGAGGUAAUCGUAUCCCCGCCGAUAAAGGACGCCGCGGGUCCGGCUACCAGCCCUGCGAGCUCGGAGCGGCUCCUGCGCACGAGGAGGCUGGGAGGAUGUCGAGACCCCUCUGUUAGCUGACGGUGCAAGAUUGGGGCAGCUAUAAAAGGCCGGAGCAGCUGAGGGCGUUGCUGUUCCCGAGCGCGAGGGGGCGGAGGUACUCAAGGCGGGGGAACGAAAGGAAAGGAACCCGCUCAAAAGGAGCUCCAGAUCUCUCGGAUCGAAGUCGGGGAAGUCACAGUCCUCUGGGUAAGGAGGUUACAGAAGUAUCAAUGGAUGAAGAAAGUGAUUGUGUUAUCACACAUUCCCCCAAUGGUAAAAUUUAUCAAACUAGUCCUUGCAGACCUUCCACAGUUGUUGGGUCAUAUGAACCUACAGAUAGUCAGGAUGAUGCAAAUUCUCAUGAAGGGCAUGUAGUACCACGUGUUAGAAACUUGACUCUGGAUCAUGGCAUGACAGAAAAGUACAAGGACCAGAAAUCAUUGGAUCAAAAGUCAGCAACUGUACUAUCUGACCGUACUGUUUGUCCGACAUUUUCUGCUGCAAACAAAAAGCAUGGUUCUGGUGUAAAUUGUGCUUUUGUUUCUGAAGCUGCUGCUAAUGGAGACAAACAUCCUAAUGGAAAUAUACAAUCAACAAAUAACCAAAAGAAAGAUCAGAGUUACACGACACUCACACCUUGGAAGCCAUUGCAUCCUGAUACUGUCAUGCACCGAGAUGAGGAGGAUUACUGUUCUGUUGCUUCUUCUGUAGCAUCUGUGAAAAAUUCGAAAACUAGGAGAACAGUGGCAAUUGCUCCUACAUUCAGAUGCAGUGAGCGCGCAGAGAGGCGGAAGGAGUUCUAUUCAAAGUUAGAAGAGAAACACCAGGCUAUGGAGGCACAGAAACUCCAAUGUGAAGCUAGGACCAAGGAAGAGCAAGAGGCAGCUCUAAAGCAACUAAGGAAGAAUAUGACUUUUAGAGCGACGCCAAUGCCUAGCUUUUACCAUGAGGGACCACCACCCAAGGUUGAAUUAAAAAAGGUGCCCACAACUCGUGCUAAAUCACCCAAGCUUGGUCGAAGGAAGAGCUGUGGUGAUGCAAGUCAUCGGGCUGAAGGAGAUAACUGCAGCGGAGUAUGUGGUCGGCUUCAGCGUCACAGUUUGGGUGCCUACAAGGAUGCUACAAACAAGUUACAAAACAGUCCUAAGAACAGAAGUGCAACUACAACCAAGGAAGGGAACAAAUCCAUGAGGGAGAACUCGAAGCCCGAUGCCAGCAAGGUAGCAGCCCUGGAUACUACCGGCACCACCGUGCAAGGUCUGGCUGACACUGGUGUCACUGUGCAGCCCUGAUGUUUGCUUUUCCAUGCUUUGAUCUUAGUUUUUCCUUUACUCUCAAAAUUCACCUGAUAAUUUAUCUCGACAUCAAAAUGCCAAUUGUUGAAGAUUGGUAAUCAUGCAAGGAGUUUGUUGCUGUGGACUUCAUACGCAUGCUGUUGUAAAUUUUGUAUGUAAUGAUCCUGACAGUGGUGUAGUACUGCUAGAAUUACUGUUCUCCAUUGUCUAAUCCUUUUUGAGCAUCUUAAAUUUGAAGUGGAACGGUCCUAUGCUCUUUUUGACCAUCUUUAA